AUGGCUCGUCUCGCCAACGCUUUUGAUCUGUUGGGGGAGGACUCAUUCGACGUGAGGACAGUGGUUGCCAUCGUCGACGCGAAACAAGACGCUGCUGAUUUUCUAGCAGCAGAGAAGAAGAAGAAAGAAGAGGCCAAGGAAGCCGAGAGAAAGAGAGCGGAGCAGAGGCAGCGAUUGAAGAAGAAGAAGUUGCGAGAUGCUGUUGUCAACUCGGUUCUUGCCUUCCCCGCAUAUCGCCCUCCUUCUUCUUUCAGAAGACACCCAAGUUUUCCUCAAGUAUAUAAUGAUGAGCAAAAGCAAGGGCAAGGAGUUGUUCAUGCACCAAUUGUUAAGAAAAAGUGGGUGCCAAAGUCCGGGGAGAAUGGUGCAGCCCUAGCCGCUGUUAAUUCUAGCUCCUUGGAGUUGGAGAAGGAGAAGGAGAAGGGGAAGGAGACUGAAGCCUGCGAUGCUACUGUGGAAAAGAAACAAACAAAGGAGGGAGGAGUAGAUGGAGAGGAGAAAACAAAGGAGGAGGUGGGUAGUAAUAAUGGUGGAGAUGGCGGUAGCAGCAGCAAGAGUGUUGAUGGGAAUAGUAGGCAGAACAAAAAUGGAAGCUUGCGGAGAAAACUAAGGAAGCAGAAGAAGGCUGCUGAUGGAGGAGAGACGAAGGAGGCUGAGGACACCAAAGAAGGUGAUACUAGCAGUGUGCAAAACCAGUUCACUCCUCGUUCAUACACUUUGAAAGAAUAUGAGGAGAUGAAGAAGAGGGAGAGUUUAAAGAUCAAUGACAAUGACUCUUCCCACCAGCAGCAGCCUCAGCCGCCCAAGAAAGUGACUAUUGAUGUCAAUACAGAAUUCCGAACACCGCAGGAGAGACAAGGCCUUUUCGAUAAUGGAGGUCGGAGAUUUAACAAUGGAGGUCGGAGGUUCAACAAUGGAGGGCAGAGAUAUAACGGAGAGCGGAGGUUUAACAAUGAAGGUCGAAGAUUUGACAAUGGAGGACAGAGAUUUAACAAUGAAGGUCGAAGAUUUGACAAUGGAGGACAGAUAUUUAACAAUGAAGGCCGAAGAUUUGAUAAUGGACGGCAGAGGUCUAACAAAGAAGGCCAAAGAGGACUUGAAUUUAAUUUGAACGAUGCAGAAUUUCCUACCCUGGGAAGGAAUUAA
Molecule: messenger RNA, 1146 nt
Organism: Argentina anserina (silverweed cinquefoil)
Lineage: Eukaryota; Viridiplantae; Streptophyta; Magnoliopsida; Rosales; Rosaceae
Exons: 1
Coding region: 1-1146 (381 amino acids)
Source: RefSeq, a predicted model, not a curated record